AAAAACCUUCCGCAGUCUCGCGCAGGGUAGCUGAGGAUCGCUGCCCAAGGCGCUCCGGUCUAGAAGGGUACGCCGGCCUCGUUUACUUGGGCGGCUGUGCGAGGUUUUUUUGGGGUGCGACUGCAAGGAGGAAGGCCCCAGGGACAUCCCGCUGUCCCAGCGCCUCGCCCCGCACUCAGGGAGUCACCGAGAAGACGCGCCAUCGCCCAAGUUGCCUUUCGCUGUCGCAGCCAUGGCCACACGACUCCUCCGUGGGUCUCUGCGCUUGUGGGGCGGCCGCUGUGCUCCGCGCCUACCGACGGCCUCGAGAUGUUCUCAUUCUGGAGGGGAGGAACGUCUAGAAAGUCCUUCUGCUAAAAAAUUAACAGAUGUAGGGAUUAGAAGAAUCUUCUCUGCAGAGCAUGAUAUUUUCCGGGAAAGUGUAAGGAAGUUUUUUCAGGAAGAAGUGAUUCCUCAUCACGCAGAAUGGGAGAAAGCUGGAGAAGUGAGUAGGGAGCUUUGGGAAAAAGCUGGAAAACAAGGACUGCUUGGUAUCAAUAUUGCGGAGCGUCAUGGUGGCAUUGGGGGGGACUUGUACUCGGCAGCUGUUGUUUGGGAGGAGCAAGCAUAUUCGAAUUGUACAGGCCCGGGUUUCAGUCUUCAUUCAGAUAUUGUCAUGCCCUAUAUUGCAAAGUAUGGCUCAGAAGAACAGAUUAAACACUUCAUACCCCAGAUGACUGCAGGGAAAUGUAUUGGUGCCAUAGCAAUGACAGAGCCUGGAGCUGGAAGUGAUUUGCAAGGAGUAAGAACAAAUGCCAAGAAGGAUGGAAGUGACUGGAUUCUCAAUGGAAGCAAGGUAUUCAUCACUAAUGGGUGGCUAAGUGAUGUUGUGAUUGUAGUGGCUGUUACAAAUCGUGAAGCUCGCUCUCCUGCCCAUGGCAUUAGCCUUUUUCUGGUGGAAAAUGGAAUGAAAGGAUUUGUUAAGGGGCGAAAGCUACAUAAAAUAGGACUAAAAGCCCAGGAUACUGCAGAGUUAUUCUUUGAAGAUGUACGGUUGCCAGCGAGUGCCCUACUUGGAGAAGAGAAUAAAGGCUUCUAUUACCUCAUGCAAGAGCUUCCCCAGGAAAGGCUACUGAUUGCUGAGUUGGCAGUUUCAGCCAGUGAAUUCAUGUUUGAAGAAACUAGGAACUACGUUAAACAAAGAAAAGCUUUUGGAAAGACAGUGGCACAUAUACAGACGGUGCAGCAUAAGCUAGCAGAAUUAAAAACACACAUUUGUGUAACCAGAGCUUUUGUGGACAGCUGUCUCCAGCUGCAUGAAACGAAACGUCUGGAGUCUGCCGCUGCUUCCAUGGCGAAAUAUUGGGCAUCUGAGUUACAAAACAGCGUGGCUUAUGACUGUGUGCAGCUGCACGGAGGUUGGGGAUACAUGUGGGAGUACCCCAUUGCCAGAGCUUAUGUGGAUGCCCGAGUUCAGCCAAUCUAUGGUGGUACCAAUGAAAUAAUGAAGGAGCUGAUUGCAAGAGAGAUCGUCCAUGACAAGUAGACAUCUGCCCACAUCCUGGAAUCCUAUUACAACUAAUCUGGGUUUAGAUCUACUUAAGCUAAAAUACAACCUGGAAAGGGAGGGAACACUAAACAUGUUUUUAUAUGCUCUUGCUAUGGAGAAAGAAAUCAAAUGUAGAUAAAAGAU
Phacochoerus africanus (Common warthog) is the source of this 1672-nucleotide messenger RNA. It is a transcript of the gene ACADL, whose product is annotated as acyl-CoA dehydrogenase long chain. Bases 233 to 1525 code for a protein of 430 amino acids. Gene Ontology annotation, molecular function: long-chain fatty acyl-CoA dehydrogenase activity; flavin adenine dinucleotide binding. Gene Ontology annotation, cellular component: mitochondrion. The record is from RefSeq and is a predicted model, not a curated record. Lineage: Eukaryota; Metazoa; Chordata; Mammalia; Artiodactyla; Suidae. Gene Ontology annotation, biological process: fatty acid beta-oxidation using acyl-CoA dehydrogenase; long-chain fatty acid catabolic process; carnitine metabolic process, CoA-linked. The transcript has 11 exons.